Molecule: messenger RNA, 3308 nt
Organism: Pseudophryne corroboree (corroboree frog)
Lineage: Eukaryota; Metazoa; Chordata; Amphibia; Anura; Myobatrachidae
Gene: PGPEP1
Product: pyroglutamyl-peptidase I
Exons: 6
Coding region: 498-1073 (191 amino acids)
Biological process (GO): proteolysis
Cellular component (GO): cytosol
Molecular function (GO): pyroglutamyl-peptidase activity
Source: RefSeq, a predicted model, not a curated record
GCUGGCAUGCUCCCUCUCCCUCCACCUAAUAGACGCUGUGUGCAUGCGCACAGCGUCUAUUCGCUGCUGCUCUGCUAAGCAGAGCAGCGAUUGACAGAGCCUCCCAACUGACCCCCCCCACCGCGGGACACUGUGGCCCGCGGGUGGGACAGCGGUACAGUCCCCAAAAAACGGGACAGUUGGGAGGUAUCAUUUGCAAGUCGCCCCUGCACCUGUGUGUUUCAGAAGACUACACAGACAGCGACAGCAGCAGCGCAGCCUGGGGGGGUUGACAAUUAGUCUGACUCUGAGCAAAGUUGGUCACGUGCCGGAGAGACGUCAGAGCGAGGCUUGGAAAUUGGAACGCAGUCCGGGGGCAGUCACAUGACGCGGGUGAGUGCUGGCUGCUGCUUCUGUUUGCGGUUUUGAGAGUCUGGGAAGAGUCAGUCGGUCGGCACUGGCAGGUGCCUGAAGGGGUGACAGCGGAACGUUAUCGGGUGUGGCGUGACCUGGUUGGCAUGGAAGAACAGAGGAAAUGUGUGGUGGUGACCGGAUUUGGGCCAUUUGGUGAGCAUGCCGUGAAUGCAAGUUGGGUAGCAGUACAGGAACUGCAAAAGCUAGGACUUGGAGAUGGGGUUGAUCUACAUGUUUAUGAAAUUCCAGUUGAAUAUCAAACUGUGCAAAGGUUAAUCCCAGAUCUAUGGAUAAAGCACAGGCCUCAGCUGAUAGUUCACGUUGGAGUUUCUGGCAUGGCCACAAUGGUAACGUUAGAGAAAUGUGGUCACAACAAAGGUUACCAUGGUCUAGACAACCGCCGGUUCUCCCCAGGGACACAGUGCUGCGUGGAAGGAGGCCCAGAAUGUUUACAGACUGCUAUUGACAUGGAUGUGGUGUGCAAGAGAGCAGCAUCAGCUGAACCAGAUAUUCAGUUUACAGUGUCUGCAGAUGCGGGCAGGUACCUGUGUGACUUCACUUACUACACCUCGUUAUACAAGAGCCAUGGCAAAUCCGUGUUCAUCCAUGUGCCUCCUUUAGAUCCUCCACUUUCCUUCAGUCCAAAGCACUUGCAAAGCGAACCUAUUGUUCUGAAGUAAAACCGUAAUCAUACUUAAUACAAGGUAAACUAUGAAAAUGUGUUAUAAUCUUCUAAUUACAACCUACUUGCACAUUCAAGAACAUAUUGUUUGGUCAUUUUAUAAUUUGCAAUGUGUCUACUUUUACAACCGCUAGCUACAUAAGUUUUUAAUGCCCUAUUCAGGUAGCUUUAGCUGGACAAUCAAUUUGUACUAAGGGCAAACAUGGUUGGUAUCCCAGGGAUUAUAAGAAUGUAACUAGAAAGCACAACUGACAUUAACUAUUCUACAUAUGAAUUAGUCUACAUCUAUAUAUUACAAAUCCAGGCACUUUUGUAUGUAGCUAGUUAUUUCACAGGCUAAGGCAGUGGUUCUCAAACUGUGUGCUGUGGCACCCUGGGGUGCCUCGGGUCACUUGCAGGGGUGUCCUGGGUCGGUGGUCCAGAACCAAUUCAAAUUAAUUACGGCUAAUGUAGUAGACAAAACAAGCGCUGGUGGCUGCCAAUCAUAAAAUAUGUGACAAACAGAAGUGACUCCUCUCCCUCACAACACAACUGACCCACAGUUUACUUCAUUUAAUAUUUUUGUUCUGAAUAAAAUUUUUAGCCUAAAGCACCAUGAAAUUAUAUAUUUUUUUUAUAUGCUCUAGGGUGCCGUGACAAAAAAGUUUGGGAACCACUGGGCUAAGGUAUACACUUUUAUGCUUGAAGUUUCUUUAUAAUGUAUCUUUGCUUUUGAUAACGCAAUCAUAUCCAGUAGAGACUCAGAGUGUAGAAAAUGAAGACCGUAUUCUAGCAUGACAUGUAUGUUGUAUAUUAUGAUUUCAAGUGUAUUGUGUCAGAAUAUCUUUUUAACUGGAAUGUAUACAAAUCGCUUGUAACCUGGACACACUGCAAUCCAGUACAUGGUGAAUCAAUUGAUAUGAUGCAUCCUACCACAUUUAACCUGGAAAAAGGUUGGUCUGAGACUGCACUUGUAAAUAUUAAAGAGAUGAGGGGAGUAUAAUGUAAUGCAUUUAGACCAUAAUCUCUGUAAAGGACUGUUUACCUUAACAUUCUUUAAGAAAAAAAGGGCAGAAUUAGCAGGUUCUAAAUAAUGCCACAUUGUGGAUCAUUUUCUUUCUGAGUUGAAUGAUGCUGUCAAGAGGGUAGUGGUGGUGUUUCUAAAGCUCUCUCACUAAAGCAUAUCCAUAGAUAUAUUGCAUUUAUUGUCAGGCCUGCAUUAUUGUUAAAGAACUGUACCAACAUUCUAAUUUGUUUGUAACCUAUAUACUGUAGUUGCCGCUAGUACUGGUGGACACCUUUUUUUUUAUUUUAUUUUUUAAAUGUAAAUCUUAACUACCAUUUGACUACCUCUGCAGCUAGAAUAUUUUAAUUCUGCUGUGCCAUAGGGCAUACGGUCAUUAGGUCGAUAAGACUUGGGUCGACAGUCAUUAGGUCGACCACUGUUGAUCGACAUGGUCAUUAGGCCGACAUGAAUAAGGUUGGCAUGGAAAAAGAUCGACCUGAGUUUUUCACAUAUUAUUAUUUUUUUGUUUUUCAUUUAUUGUACUUUUUCAUACGAUCCACGUGGACUACAAUUGGGAACGGUAACCUGUGCUGAGUGCAGCGGUAGUGGAGCGUGGCACCUUGCCCGAAGCUUGGCGAGCGGACACUGCACUGAUUGGGGUUCCCCGUCACAUAAAAAAAACCUCAUGUCGACCUUUUUCCAUGUCGCCCUAAUGACCCUGUAGACCUAGUGCAUGUCGACCUAAGUGUUGUCGACCUAAUGACCCAUACCCCUGCCAAAGCUCUUCAGUUUUGCAAAUCUGUAUUGAAGCAACAAGGCUGCAUAAAAUCCUACACUUACUGCCUUUUCAUAAAGAGAAAUAGCUGUACAAAUAUCAUGUACUAGAGAUGUUGGCCAUUUUCAAUGUUUGUUAUACAGUAUGUGGCAUAGGCUAAUACUACAUGUGCUUGCAGAAAUGGACAUGACUGAGAUUCUACCUCUCCUCCUAUCGGUCACAACUGUUGUCUGCUAUGAUCAGGUUUAUAAUGCUGUGCUACAGUUUGUCCAUUUAGUUACUAGACACCCUGCUCAGCAUAUGUACCUCUGUUCCAUAUAUCAUAUGUACUGCACAUUCAUUAAGCUCUUGUAGUCUUAACUAGCUGGUCAAAUCUAAUUAUUUUGUUUUAAUUACCAUGUAUCUAGUACAAUCGAAAUAUCUUGUGAUCAGUGUCAAUUGUCAUUAAAUGUGCUCAUUCAUAUGAUUUUCAA